GGAGGGACGGGGUGCCGGGAGAGGCUCCGCGGGCAGCGCAGGCAGACAGCGAGGAAGCGCAGCAACAAGCAGCGAUCGCCCGCUCUUCUCUGGCCAUGGGGCUUGGCGGCCCGCCGGUACCCCACGCCCCGCCCAGAAACUGGAGGAGCUAAUGACUGUAUUCCUGGAGAAGAGACUUCAUUGAUACAAGCUGAAAUAGCUGGCUGCAAACUGUUCGUCAUGGCUUAAAUGGACAUCAAAGCACAUCUCUCUGCUGGACUGUACAUCCCCAGAUGAUCUGAUCCCUCAUGGACUAACUUCCAAGAAAAAAAACCCAACAACACACCCUCUUCUUUCUGCAGUUUGUUUGCUUUAAUUUAUGGCUUGCUCCCACAGAGAAAACCUAAAUUUUUAUGCUGAUAUUGGUCCCCUCUAAAUAUUCUGGUACAUGGAAGGACAAGGGGCCAUCUUCGUUGAACUCUCAUUGGAAGAGGUUAGCAGCAGGUCACGGAGAGGUGGAAGAGAUUUGGAAACACUGAGGAGGUGAAAGAAAUACCCAGCUUUGCCUUUUUUAAGCCCAUUUUUGGGAAACAAGGUUUCUCCCCUUAUGGAUGGAGGUCAUGCAAAUGGUAUGUUCAGCCUAAGCUCAAGGUGGUAACUGCUGGUUGCCUGCAACACCCUUUCCUUUUUGCCUUACAUUGGACCCUACGUUGUACUUGGUCAGCAGCGACAGUAGAGCCCGAGCAGGAAAGAUGGUUGUGGUAAGGAGGAGGAACGUGAAAGUAUUCACCUUUGCCUUUUUGCUCAUCACAGUAACAUCUUUUCUACUGAACUACACACACCAGGUGACCACAUCCACCUGGGAUCUGAGAAAUUUCAUCGGGCAGUUAACAGAGCAAGUCCAAAAACUCUUGAAGUACCCCCGAAGACCGUGCAGCUGUCACACGUGCAUUUCUGAGUUGGGACAUUCCCUCUGGUUUGAUCAGAGGUUUAAUUCAACUAUGCAACCUUUCUUGACCUCACAAAAUGCCUUCAUCCCAGAAGACAGCUACAGGUGGUGGCUGAAACUGCAAGGAGAGAAAACUCCGAAGAACAUUAAUGCUACUCUCAAGGAAUUGUUUGGGAUUAUUCCUGGGGAUGGAGAUCCACUGCAGGAGAGAGGCACUUACACAUGCAGAAGAUGUGCUGUCGUGGGCAACUCGGGGAACCUUCGGCAGUCUCAGUAUGGCAGAGAUAUUGACUCCCAUGACUUUGUGCUCAGGAUGAACCGUGCCCCCACUGCUGGCUACGAAUCAGAUGUUGGGAGCAAGACCACUCACCACUUUGUUUACCCUGAGAGCUAUAAAGAGCUGGCAGAAAAUGUGAGCAUGAUCCUGAUCCCCUUCAAAACCCUGGACCUGCGCUGGGUUGUCACUGCCCUCACCACAGGCACCAUCAACUUCACAUAUGUUCCAGUUCCACGCAAAAUCAAAGUCAAAAAAGAGAAGAUACUGGUUUAUAAUCCAGCUUUUAUGAAAUAUGUCUAUGAAAACUGGCUCCAGAAUCAUGGGAGAUAUCCCUCCACAGGCCUUCUGUCUCUGAUGUUUGCACUCCACGUAUGUGAUGAGGUCAACGUGUAUGGUUUUGGAGCAGACAGCAAAGGACACUGGCAUCAUUAUUGGGAAAACAAUGCUUCAGCUGGAGCUUUCCGUAAGACAGGUGUCCAUGAUGGGGACUUUGAGUUCAAUAUAACUUUGACUCUUGCCUCCAUUGAAAAAAUAAAUUUUUUCAAGGGCAGAUGACCCUGGCCACGGGCAGAAAUGGGGGCUGCAGUUUCCAUCACGCAGUGGAACAAAGCUCAGCGAAGAGGAUUUGGGCACCAGCCAGGUUUCAGUGCAUUAAUCUGUGGUGGAAUCGGAGUGUCUCACUGCUGCAAUGCCCACCACAGAGAGCUCAGCCAAGGACCGGCUUCCACGCUGCACCUGAUUUCCUGUCUAUAGAUAGCUGGGAACUACCAAUCAGUUGUUGGAAUAAAUGAAUCUCUGCUUAGGCUCUACAGCUUGAUUCUUGAAUUACUCAUGAAAAAUCUGCCUGUUGCAAGUAGGGGAAAACUGGGCACAGGAACUGCUGUUUGUGUGUCCGUUCUUUCCUUGAGAAGGGCAAGAGAUCACUGAAGAAGAGCAAAAAAUCACUUCUGGCACGUGAGACCCACUAGGGCAGCUGUGAACAUCAUAGUAAGGAUUACCUCAAAGAAAUGAAUUCAGUUCUGCUGUUGAUCUUCUUUUUGAACUCUCUUCUGUUUCCUCUAUUACUUCUGGUUUCAUGCUGUAUUAAGGAAAAACUUGACGAAGUUGCCUGGAGUAGUAAAUAUUUCAUCCAUUGCCUCAUCCUACAUUGAUACUGCUUAGAAAACAUGGAUCAAAUCAUCUCUGGUCAUACAUUAUUUAAUAUUGCUUCCUAUACAGCCAUAAUGAGAGAGAAAACAAUACCGAAAACUCCAGAAAGAAAAAGCAAAAGCCUUUUCAGCCACUUCAUUGUUUGUCUUAUUUGGUUAUAUGUAAUUAUUAUUAUUUUUUUAAUGGAAAGUACUCUGGAAUGCUGAUUUUUAUUUAAUCAGUUUAAGAUUGGAAAGUGGACUUUUUUUCUUUCAGUCACUUAUAUGUGCCUUUUAUAAUUGUUCAACAGAGGUGAUUUUUUUUAAGAUGACAGAUACUAAAUUAAACUUUUUUAUAAAAGGGGGGAAAAUUAACCAAAGUUUAGCUUCUAUAUGGUAUACUUUUGUAGUCAAAACCAAUAAUAGCAGUUCCUAUAUUGUAUUUGAGCAAAGAAGAUUAAUUUUUAAGGUGGAGUCUACCUUUUUUUUUUUUUUAAUGGGAAAAUAUCCAGAAGUUCCAAGGAAACUUUUUUUCUUAUUUUUUUUACAAAUUUAGAAAGUGGUAUCUCUUUGCAAGGUUUCUAUUUGAAAUAGAAGAAGUAUCAUGGGUUGGGAUAUCAGCUAGUAAUAAAUCACUAAUCUUUUGCCCUGUAUCAGCACCUACAAGGAUACAGCCCACGCAAGCUGUUCUUACACUGUAAGCCAGACUUCAAAAUUAUGUUCCUCUCUGGAGGAAUGAGUGUACCAAUGUCAGUACUGAUAGGCAGUGAGAGGAGAGAAGUAGCAGUGGAGAUUGUAUAUAUCCAGAAGUCUUUGUUGGAAUCAACACAUUUCAUCCUCAAGGACAAGAUAAAGUACAAAUCCAAUGAAAAAAUCAGGCAGUGAAAAAUGGAGAACAGUGACUUUUUUUUCCCUUCUUAAUAUCAUGAAAACAGGAUUCAUGGAUAAUUGACCCAUUUUCAGCUCUUGUGAAGCCAAUGGAGUGCCUGUCUCAGACUUCAAGGUACUUUAGAUCAGGCUUGGGAGAUAUGGCAUAUUUUAUUUUUAAUGUACUACAGUGGUUGAGGUUUGUGGCAUUUUAGAAAUCAUCAUCUAGAUUGGCUUUUCAUACAGCAGUUACGACAGCACGUCCAAGAGGAUGAGCAUGUGAACUCAGUGGAAGCCUAGCCCUUUGAUCAGUGAUGUGCUUCACUCCCAGAUUAAUCCCCUUGCCUUUCUGAGCCGUUUGUUAACAGUGAGCUCCCCUCCAAGGCAGCAAUCCACAUCACAGGGACAUGGUCGCCUGAAAGACCCCUGGUUUGGGCCACAGCACCACUUGCCAACGUGAACUGCUUUACCCAUGUGCACUAUUAUUGGAGUCAGAGCGUACAAGGAGACAAGGAUGCCAAAUGUCUGAGUGGGGAAUUGAUUUCCCUUCACUGCACACACCUGACCCUUCAGGUUAGCAACACGAAAAGGGCAGAAUUUUCAAAACCUCAUGUCUUACGAGACCUGUUUAUGAUCCUCAUGUCAAGAAGCCCUUUCCCAUCAUGAUGGCCAGAACUACACACCUGUAUGUCACAGGCACAGCAGAUUCAAUGGGCUCACUGUCUUCUACAUGCCCUUUGUAAAAGAAUGAAACAUUUCUACCUGAACUGUGUUUAUUUGUUUGUUUGAAGCAUUCCCACUGUUUAAAUCAUUAAUCAAUAUGCUUCUGUUGAGGUAUCACUGUAAUACAAGCAAGCAACUUUAAGAGGAAAAAGACAGGGUAUCAUCACUCUGUGGCUGGAUUUUAGAGAUACUUUUUUCAUCAUGAGCUUCAAAUACUUUUUUCCCCCUCAUGGACAGUUGGCAGUAGUUCAGAAACAUUUUGUUGCUGUUUUGGUCUUUUUUAGAAAGACUUGGAAGAAAACUCCUGGUGUUUCAGUAUCCAAAUCCCCAGAUCAGCUAUCUUCUAGCCUGUGUUGUUCUAAAAGUUUCCUUAUGCUGUGCAGAUUACAUUUCCAAUUUUCCCCUCAAUAUUCUGCCUCUGACAGCACAUGUGAAACAUUGUGGCUCAUACUAUUGUGGAUAGAUUUAGUGUCUUCAUCACAGAACAGGCUGCAAAUCCCAUUCAAUUUUCUUGCCGACAGCAAGCAGUAACUGUUUACCACUGAUGUCCAUUUUUCAGAGCACGAGGAGAGAAGAGAGCAGACCUUUCUAGCUGCAGAAUGAGAUACAGUGUGUGCCAUCACAUUUCUGCGCAAGAAGAGCUUUAUUUCUAGAGUCCUUUAGGCAGCUGUUUUGCUAGAUCUUUUAGCUCAGUUUCUCCACAAUCUUGCUGCUAUUUCAAAUGCCUUCAGAACAAAGAGAUAUCAACAGAUGAUGCUGAUGGAAAAACUAAUUCCCCUUGCCAAUAUUGAAGAUUGUAUUCCUGCUGGUAACAUUCUAGGCUUAUUUUGCUUAAAGAGCAACAAAGAAAAAUAUUUAGCAACAUGUCAAGGCUUCAAACUCUUGAACUGUAUUUGCCACCACUGCAAAGUCUCUGAAACACUCCUUGAAUGUGUGUUGUUUCUUUUACCAAAGCCAAAUCUCUUGAGCACUUUCUCCCAUGACCAGAUUUAAUUCCUCUAUUUUCUUUCACUAUUGAUUUGACAAUUGAUUAUGAUGAUAAUUUUUUUGUUCUCUGAUGGUGGGGUCUCGAUCAGUCUUUGUCAUUAUAUUUAUUUAAUUUUUCAUUAUGAUAUGAAUCAAAAUAAAUUUUUUAUUGUAAUCAA
Molecule: messenger RNA, 5067 nt
Organism: Dryobates pubescens (Downy woodpecker)
Lineage: Eukaryota; Metazoa; Chordata; Aves; Piciformes; Picidae
Gene: ST3GAL1
Product: ST3 beta-galactoside alpha-2,3-sialyltransferase 1
Exons: 8
Coding region: 732-1760 (342 amino acids)
Molecular function (GO): beta-galactoside (CMP) alpha-2,3-sialyltransferase activity
Source: RefSeq, a predicted model, not a curated record